GUUUACUCAUGAGUAUCCUACGUCAGGGUGAGAGGCGCUUCUUACACGAACGAUAACAAAAGCUGAUGAAUUGAUGAAGUUUCAAACUGAUAUAGUACUCCAAAUGGGCUCUCUUGUAGUUUUCACACGAUCCUACCUUGGUUUCAUCACAUUAAUGUUACAGGUCCAGUCGAGACGGAAUUGAAUGAUCCGAUCAGGACCUGCUGAAACUAAUGGUGGAUGGCCUGCAAUCAAAGAGCACAUCAUCCUUGAAAAAUGAUUCGAAUUGCGGCAUUAAACGCCGCAUCGACAAAUACAGAUGAGUCUCAAGAUCCCUUGAAAAGUAGAAAAAGCAGAACAAAAGAGGCUCAGGAAGCAGAGGCUUUUGCUUUGUAUCAUAAAGCUUUAGAUCUGCAGAAACACGACAAGUUUGAGGAGUCUGCCGAGGCGUAUCAUGAGCUGCUUAAAACACCACUCCUCAAAGAGGCCAUGCCCUCGGAGGAUCAAAGUGUGGGUCUCAAGCAUCCCGGACUGAUGUUGAAGUAUUCCACGUUUAAAAACUUGGCUAGUAUGGCUGCAUCACGAGAUGACCUAGAGACAGCGAUGGAGUUUUACUUAGAGGCUGUUAUGUUGGAUUCCACUGAUGUGAACAUGUGGUUCAAAAUUGGACAAGUGGCUGUACGACUACUGCGCAUUCCCCUGGCCAGGCAUGCUUUUGAGGAAGGGUUGCAGUGUAACCCAGACCACUGGCCCUGCCUCGACAAUCUGAUCACUAUUCUCUACACACUCUGUGACUAUACCUGGUGUUUGUACUUCAUCAGUAAAGCUCUUGAAAAAGAUCACUGCUACACCAGAGGCCUGGUGUUGAAGGAGAAAAUCUUUGAGGAACAGUCCAGUCUUAAAAGAGACACAAUCGAGAUGUUCAAGAGAUGUGACAUAUCUGUCCACCAUGUGGAAGUGGAGGAAGAGGAGCGCAAAUCCAUUGUGGAAGAGGCUCUGGAUUUAAGGAGACGUAGACAGGCUCUCUCUUAUACGGAACCAACCCCCGAUCUUCUCUUGAUUAAGCCUAUACGCUGUCUAUCGUGGAAGCAUGUUGGUGAAAGCCUUAUUGCAAUGUAUAGAUAUCAAACCACAUGUGAGCCGCCACGACAGAGUCUUGGACGAAGGAUUGACUUGUCAGUAUACUGCGACCAAAGCUUCCUCCAAAUCUUGCCUGAACCCAACAGUCCGAUCAGCACAGUUCAAGCGCCUGUGCUGAGCAGCAGCCCAAGCUCAUCUCUGCCGCCGACUGUCCUUCCUGAGACUUCAGCACUCUCACAACCCACUAUCCAAACCCAAAUUACCAUUGUGGAAAUCCCCACAUCUUCUCCUUCUGUCGUUACAGCUCUGGACAUUUCUCUGACAGACAAGGCAAAGAAAGCACCUAAAAGGAAACGUGCUGUAGAAGAUAACAUUGAGACUGCCAAGAGGCGUUCUGCACGGGUUAGAAACACCAAAUGCAAAAAGGAAGAGAAGGUUGAUUUUCAGGAAUUGCUGUUUAAGUACCUUCCUUCAAGGCUAAGGAAGUUUAAUCCUGAUAAUGAUGAUGAAAGUCUGAGUAAUCUUGAGUCACAGUGUGAUGGAAAGGAUGACAUUCAGCCUCUACUUGGGAGCUGCGGUGGUGCUGACGCAGUUGAUUACAUGGAAUCUGAGCAACAGGAUGUUCAUAACUUCCUUCUCAGAAAUAUGACCAAUGGAGGAACAUUGGACCUGAUGUUGGGCUUUCUGAAAGCAGUGGGUCAGAAGUUCAUGGAGGAGUGGCCUCCAGGUAUGACUGCUGUGGUGCUGGAGGUCUACCAGAGUUGGAGAAAGCACAGCUGUGGUCUUCCUAACCCUUUGUUUCGAGACUGCAGUAAGCAGCACAUCCGGGAGAUGUUGGAAAUGAGCUUGGCAUGUAUGGAAUUGCAGCUGGAGGAAUGGUUGCAUAACAAAGGCAAGACUGUAACUCCUAGAAGAAGCACUGGUUCCUGCAAUGACACACCUGAACAUGAAUUCCCUGGGCAACAUUUCCAGACCGAUGUUUUGCUCCUGGCUUUAGGUUCCUCCCAAAAAGAUCUGUUGGAGGACAAGUGGUUUGAUGUAACAGUGCGUGUUUACUGGCUGAAGGCUAGAUACCUUGCGCUUCAUGGAGACAUGGAACUGGCUCAAGAGAGCUAUGAUGUAUGUACAGGACUGUUGCAGAGCAAAGCUCAGCCCCCUGAAGGGAGACAUUAUACGAUCAAACUGCCCAAUUUAAAGCUAGAUGCAGCAAUCUCUUUUGAAGAGAUUGACAAAAGACUGAAGUCUCUUGAGCGCUGUCAGUCAUUGGAGGAAAUCCAGCGUCUCUUUGAAUCUGCAGACUUUGAGUCAGUUGUGCGGUUGUUGCAGCCAACUCUUAAUUAUGGCAGCAGGAAUAAACAUUUGGAGUUUGUUAGGUCAGCACCAGAACGUCCUGCUCAGCUUCUGCUGCUGCAGAAUUCAUUGUUGAAGCUGCAAGACUACCAGCAAUGUCUGGAGACAAGUGAGUUGGCUCUGAACGAAGCUCUACAGCAACUCAACACUUCCACAACAAGCUCUCCACCUGGGAAAGAAGAAUGGGUCGGCACCAUUACCAAGCUGUUGGAGGGCAUCAAUGUCUGUUUUUCCAAGGACUCUGAGCUCCUUUGCAACAUAAACCACUUAUCCAGUAUGCCUCGACUGGCAAACAAUCUUAUUCAGCUGAUCGACCUUAGCAUGACAAUUUCUGAAGACCCCAAAGAGCCAUAUUUCUUCUCUGUGCUGCCGUGGAUUAUUUUAUAUCACAUAAUCAAACACGAAGAAGCUGCUUUUAGUGCUAUGCUUCAACAACAUAUGUCUGUAGGGGAUGACGAAGAUGACUCGGAUUCUCCGAUGUUGCCGUCCUCGCUUAUGCUAUUGAACACCGCUCAUGAGUAUCUUGGACGUCGCUCCAUGUGCUGCUGUUCAGAUGGUUCACUACUCAAGUUUUUCGUUCGAGUUUUGGAAAAAGAAUUUGCAACCGCUGGCACUGCCAACAAUAUCUGUCAUCCAUACAAAGAGGAGUUGGAAAUGGCUUUAGAACAAUGUUUUUUCUGUCUAUAUGCCUACCCUAGCAAGAAGAGCAAGGCUCGCUUCCUUGAAGACCACUCCUCUCCACAGGUUGAGUUGCUGUGGAAUGAUGCCAUUUUCAUGUUCCAGUAUUUUAAACCAAAGUGCCUGCCCGAGUUUGACAGCUACAAAACAAGCACCGUAUCUGCAGAUUUAGCUAAUCUGUUGAGAAGGUUUGCAGGUAUUGCCCCCCCAAGUGAAACACCCACCCUCACUAUGGACGAGGUUGCAGCAUACAUUGAAGGCUUGACAAAAAAGACACCGUGUCUUCCUGAAGGUAGUCCCCCAGCACUUCCAAUUAUUAAUGAGGUCUACUACUUGCUGGCUGAUUAUCAUUUCAAGAACAAGGAGCAGUCCAAAGCCAUUAAGUUUUAUAUGCAUGACAUAUGUGUUUGUCCGAACAGGUUUGAUUCCUGGGCUGGAAUGGCCUUAGCUAGGGCCAGUCGCAUUCAGGAGAAACUGAACUCCAAUGAGCUAAAAAGUGAUGUACCCAUAUGGAAACACUCACAGGCUGUGCUCAACUGCUUUAAGCGGGCCCUGGAGAUAGAUGGCUCCAACCUGUCGCUCUGGAUUGAGUAUGGAACCAUAUCAUAUGCUUUGCACUCCUUUGCUUCACGACAGCUAAAGCAGUGGCGUGAUGAGCUUCCACCAGAGGUGGUAAAACAGAUGGAGGAAAGGAGAGAAUCCAUGUUAGAGACUGCAUCUCGGUGUUUCCAGGGAGCCUCCCAGUGUGAGGGGGACAGUGAUGAAGAAGAGUGGCUCAUUCACUAUAUGCUGGGAAAGAUAGCAGAGAAACGCAGACAGACACCUGUGGAAUACUUGCAGCUUUACAAAAAGGCAGCACACUUUCUGUAUGAAGAGGCUGCCAGGUACCCUCGUAAAAUCCAUUAUCACAAUCCACCUGACCUGGCAAUGGAGGCACUAGAGUUGCACUUCCGUCUCAGCGCCACCAUCUUAAAGCUACUGCAGGCUAAUGAGCCCAACCUGGACCAUGAAGUCUUCUUCAAUUUGCUGGUUGAGGCUGCUACAGGGCCCUUUGCCAUAGGGGAAGAGAAGAGUAUGCCCAGCAUACCCAGGUCUAAUGAAAAGGAGAAAUCUACAUCUGUGAUAGAUGAAGACCUUAAUAGUUCUUCAGUGGGCAUAGGCAACAUCCUCAGCUCUUCCCUUCCAUCGGUUGCCACUCCAGGUGUGACCUCCCCUCUCUACGUUGCAACGCCAUUUGACCAUGAUUACGCCAAACGCAAAACUCUCCGGCGGCAACAGUGGCAGCAGCAGCGGCAUGAGGAACAGCAGGCUGAUGCCUCACCAGAGUUUGACCAUGAUUACUGCUUGCCCAGGUCUUCAAUGUGGCUGGCUUCCCUCAAUGAACGCAGUCAGGACAGUGAGGUGGUGAUGCUUUCUGACUCCAACUCCACCCAGGAUGCUUUCACAGAUCCCACCAGCUCACAAGACAGUAGCCAUAAACCGGGCUGUGGGAAAGUCAGUUCUUCAUCAUCAGAAAACACAACACCUGUAAAGGAAGCACAGCCUGCAUCCGAGGACAUGGAGUCACGCGGACCUCAGGCUGUCCCCGGGACAGAGGAAUAUCUGGUUGAGGAAAUUGUGGAAAUGGUGGUGAUGACGCUUCCUGAGGCUUUAACUCCCAAAAUCCCUGCAGAUCUGUGCUUUCCUUCUGUGCUUGUACCAGCCACCCCUCCGAAAGCAUCCUCCUCUCAACAGGCUGCUUUUCAAACCCCAGCCGGCGAAGGCAAAAAGAAGCCAGAGCCUCCUGCUGAAGUGAUUGAGGUACCCAAGGCCUUGCCUGCAGAACCUGCUGACCAGAGAAAAAUGCUGGUGGAUAUGUGCAUCCGGUCUCUUUUUCUGUGCCUCGGACGUUUUCCUCAACACUACAAGAGCCUCUACCGCCUGGCUUUCUUUUACACCAACAGCAAAACCCACCAGAACCUACAGUGGGCUCGAGAUGUGUUGCUAGGAAGCAGUGUCCCAUGGCAACAACAGAAGCACAUGCCUGCACAAGGACUCUUCUGCGAAAGAAACAAGACAAACCUGUUUAAUGGCAUCUGGCGUAUUCCAGUAGAUGAGAUUGAUCGCCCAGGAAGUUUUGCAUCUCAUAUGAACCGAUCCAUUGUCCUUUUGCUGGAGGUGCUAUCACAGCUUAAAGAUCACGACACCUUGCUGAAAGUCUCUUUCAUGCUUCAGAGAACCCCUGACCAGGGAAAAAAAUAUUUACGUGAUGUUGAUCGCCAGGUUUUGGCCAAGAGAGCAUUUUUCCUAAAUGUUAAAGUCCUCGAGGAUAAUCUGAACAGUCUCACUGGGGUGCAGCUACCCAAACCACUGACCCCCUGCAUGGGGGAAAUGACCACGACCGCUCCAUCCAAUAGGCCAAGUUCAGAAGACAGCAAACAUGGGUUGCCCAACAAACCACUGCUCCCAGACGGGAGUUGUACCGCUGACACAGGAAGCAAGGAUGGCUCCCUACCACAAAUUCCUCCACUCACAAUAUCUGCAGAGAAAGGUGGAAAGGUUGAGAAUCAGCCUGAAAAGGCAGAACCUGCUCGGAGUGAGGGGCACAAAACAGGGCCAGAGGAGCCAAUGGAUUUGAUAUCCAGCCAUUGGCGGAGACCAUCAACAACCACAGAUACUCAAGGCAGGGAAACGGAGACACAGAUGUCUUUGGGGGUAAUAGACCCACGUCAGAAAAUUACUGACAACAGCAGGACAUCAGAGCUUUCUCUUGAGGAGCUAAGUAUCAGUUCCAGGCAGCAGCAACUCCAGUCUUCUGCAGGCAAGGUCACUUUGGCAGCCAGCAGUACUGAUCAAGGUUUACUUCGAAAACCCAACAGAAAAAGGAAACUUUUAGAGGAUGUAGAGUCUGGAAAAGCCCUGUUGCUUGACGCAUACAGAGUGUGGCAACAAGGCCAGAAAGUGAUGACCUAUGACCUAGGUCGCAUUGAAAAGAUCAUGUCAGAAACAUACAUGCUCAUAAAACAGGUUGACGAGGAUGUGGCUCUGGAUCAGGCUGUGAAGUUUUGCCAGAUACAGUUGGCCACUUCUGCCCAACGACAGCCCAUGUGCGAGACCCCGACCACACCUAAAUUCACCAAGGAGCACAGAGAUCUCUUCUUCCCCUCCUCCCUGCCAACGCCGUUUCUGCUCAGCCAUGCCACGUGUCUUCCAUUGUCCAACCAAGAGGGCCAAGGCAAAGUGGUGUUUGAGCCCCUGAACAAGUUACCCGGACCACAAACUUCAAGCCAUGAUCAGCUACCACAGGGGAGAAUGGCUAGCCACACAGCAGCACCUUUGACCUUCCUUCAACACACAGAGGAGCGUAAGAACCCCACAGAGGGACUCUUGUACAGACAGCAGGAAUCACACCUCUGUCAACAGAUGAAAUUGGCCUCUGUAUCGCAAGCACGGGAAGCAGCAGCAGCAGCUGGCUGGUUCCAGGAGGAAAUGGCCACAUGUAGCAGCAGCACCCAGCAGGGUCCAGACCAACAGCACUAUGCCAGCAGUGAUCUGUCAAAGCUUCCAGACUCCAGUCGAAUGCGUUCACGCGUCCCGCCUACCAUGCCAAAGCUCGUCAUCCCCUCCACAGUCACCAAAUUCCCCCCAGAAAUUACAGUGACUCCUCCCACGCCCACACUUCUCUCUCCCAAAGGCAGCAUUUCGGAAGAAACCAAACAAAGGCUCAAGAACGUCAUCUUGUCGUCGCAGUCCGCUGCCACGGUCAAGAAAGACACCCUGAGCCAGCCUUCGCUGGAGGUGCAGGAGACAUCCAGCCAAGAGUCAUCUCUGGAGAGCGAGUCGGACGAGGAGGACGAUUACAUGGACAUCUGAGGCUCUUAAAGCCUCCUGUAUGGAAAGCUGUUUGAGCAUUUAUUCAUCAGGGUGCCCUAGUCGAACAACUUAAGUUCACUAGUAAAAUGACUACUUGUGUUUUUCCCCACUGCUAGUGCCAUUUCUGGCCCAUCAGUACACAAAUAUACUUCAGCAGUAAACAAUGGCAUGCAAAGUCGAUGGCUGAAUUUAGCUUAAUUAAUGCCAGUACAAUCUUCACGUUAAAUCUCAAAACACUAUUAUUGGCCUUGGGAGCUAUCUCCUCAUCUUUGAAAAGGAAAAACCUUUGAUGCCAUUUCAACCUCAAAAAGUACUUUCACUGACCUAUUGAAUAUACCAGUGCACAACCCCAGGUUUGUCACACUUUUCAUGACAGAUGUCAGAUGCUGUAACAGUAGCUUGAACAAUUUUCACAACAGAAACUCUUCUGUUGUCUAAACUUAGAAGUGCAUAAGGUCAAUUUAAUUCACUAAUAGACCAACAAGAGCACACUAAAAAAAAAAAAAAAGACUACUAGGGGAACUUUUGACAUCCUAGUUAGGACAGCUCCGUUAUUUUUAUGGCAAAACUGCACAAGUUCAGUGGGGGCCAGCCGCAGGUCGAUUAUUGUCAUAACUAAUAUUCCAUUAAUUCAUUGUAUAUAAAAUUAUUUUGCUGCAGUUUAUUACUAAAUAUUUACUGUUUAUUUGAUUUUGGGGUUUUUUUUGUACUGUUUGCUGAUUCAACUAACACAAAAACAAGCAGUAUCACACGAGAGGGAGUAAUGUUUUACAGCGGUCUUUCACUGUUCAACAACUGUUGUUUGUUUGGUUUUUUUUUGUUAAUGUUUUCCCACUGUAAUCCCCAACAUUAUUGAAACUGACAUUUUCGGUACUGACUCAUGUAAAUGGCAUCAAUUUGACUUCUGAGGCUUCUUUAAGGUUGAAGUCCAUCAUUUAAAUACUUCUUCAUACUAUGGCGAAAAAUAAUGAUUUUUAUCAUAGAUUUAAGUGGCUAUUAUUUUUCCACAAAUCGAUUAAGAUCCAGUGCCUGGUUUGGUCCAUAAUGUAAAAAAAAUGGGCAACGUAAAAGUAGAUGUUUACAAACAAAAGGAUAAUUUGUGCACUUUUUUUUCCCUGUUGAAAUCCUGAAAUCGGAGGCUUUUAGGCCUUUUCAAUUUUUAAAAUGACUACUCAACCAAUAAUGAAAAGUUGUGAAAUUGAUGAGCAAUCAUUGACUAAUCAAUUCAUUGUUGCUCCUCUCAUUUAAUUGCAUAUGCGUAGUCCCAAAGUAGUGGCAUUAGUAGUGGAGAACAUGUUUCUACGAAGACAGUAAUUCUGAAUUGUGAGAAGUGAAAAGUGAGGACAAAGUACUAGUGUAUGUACAUUAACCUGAAUAUUAAGGCUAUUGAAUAAGUCUUCAAACUGCUUUCCAUACUCCUGCGCUAGCAAACCACACGCUACUCAGUGGUGGUGUUGCUGGUGCAGUGCAUGUCACUGCAGUUUCAGUCUUUAUUUAUGCAAUUGUUCAAUUUCUUCCCCUACCCUCCAAAAACCGAGAGAAUGCAGUAUUUUCGUAGGCUGUGGCAAUGUUACCAUGUUGCCCAACUUGUGCGGCAUAGCAUAGGUUUGUUGCGUAACUUGCCAUUUAUGCAUAUCACGGCGCACCCAAGCAGCGCGUCACCUUUAUAUGCAUCAUUACUUUGGUUGUUUGACCCGCAGACCGCACAAUGGAAUGGUGACCAACAGGUUAGCACGUCUGCCUCACAGUUCAGAGGACGCAGGUUCAAAUCCCAGCUCUGCAGGUCUGGAGUUUGCACGUUCUCUCUGUGUCUGCAUGGGUUUUCUCCGUGAAUUCCGACUUCCUCCCACAUCCCCAAAACAUGCAUGGCUAUUGUUGAUUGAAGACUGUAAAUUGACCAUAGGUGGGAAUCUGAGUAUGAAUGAUUUUCUAUAUUCCCAGCGAUUGUCUGGAAACCAGUUCAAGGUGUACCCUGCCUCUUGCCCGAAGGUAGCCUGAAUAGGUUAAAGCACGCCCGUAGUGAGGAUUAGUGUUACUAAAAAUGGGUGGCACUCCCAGCUGCCCCUUUGUCCUUCUUUUCCAGGUGAGGACCGUUGCCAUGAAGGUUGGCAUACAUUUCAUAGGACACGGGUGACAAAAGGACAGUCACUGCACAACGGCGUAGCCUGUAGCACAUCGGAAAUGUUUACACCCAACAUUUGGAUCAGAAGAUCACUCAAGUGUGCUGCUUUCGUACUUCCCAUGUUCCUGCAAGACUAUUUUUGUUCUUUUUCAGCAGUGCAGCUAUAGCUGUGAGCUUCUCACAAACGAGAUGCCUGUCACCAGCACUCAAGUGAAUCAUGUAGAAAGAAAACAUUUUGUACAUAUCAAAAUCCAAAUAUCUUUGGCAGCAACAGAGGUGUGUGUGUGUGUGUG
Molecule: messenger RNA, 9354 nt
Organism: Syngnathoides biaculeatus (alligator pipefish)
Lineage: Eukaryota; Metazoa; Chordata; Actinopteri; Syngnathiformes; Syngnathidae
Gene: cabin1
Product: calcineurin binding protein 1
Exons: 39
Coding region: 256-6939 (2227 amino acids)
Biological process (GO): chromatin organization
Cellular component (GO): nucleus
Molecular function (GO): protein binding; nucleosome binding
Source: RefSeq, a predicted model, not a curated record